This is a messenger RNA of Lates calcarifer (barramundi perch), 3657 nucleotides long. RefSeq names its product cilia and flagella associated protein 61 (gene cfap61). The transcript has 25 exons. Bases 141 to 3602 code for a protein of 1153 amino acids. The record is from RefSeq and is a predicted model, not a curated record. NCBI's taxonomy places the organism in Eukaryota, Metazoa, Chordata, Actinopteri, Centropomidae.
CUAUGGUAACAAAGUUUGGGUCAACUAGCAACGGCGAAGCUAACAUUACUGACAAUAUUGUUUGUAGUUUCACUCAGAAGCGACAGAAAGUUAGCCUGUGAAUUAAGUUUUGUAGUUUGUCAGAAAUAAAUCUGCGAAAGAUGAGGACCAUAACCUCAAACAGCGGUGAAGAGGAAACUGUGACCGUGAGAAGAAGUGAAUCAGCGGACGCUCAGGGCAUCGACAGCCUCAUCAGCCUCUCAGCUCAGGCGGUUUUUGGAAGGGUGAAUGUUAUUCAUCUGCUAGAGAAAGCCAACCUGGCCGUGACGUUGGCCAAUGAAAAGGACGACAUCCUGGCCCACGCCUCCUUCUUCGAUCACCCUGUUGGAGAUUUGGUGGAUCAGGCUCACUGGGAACCUUUCCUGCAGAAACACUUCAGUGCUGAAAACUGCACCCCUCUGAACACACUCUUCCUCCACCUUUUCGUGGCACAGCCGAAUUUUGCUGCAGCAAGUGCAAAGGAGAUAAUGAGAGCUGUCUUCAGUGCCGUCACAGAGCUUGAAUACAUCUGCCUGGUCAGCCCAAACAUCAGCGACAUAGAGUUGGCGCUGGGUGACGUGUUUGAGCCGAUGCAGCGUCUGACUGACCCGGGGCCUCAGUGCUUAGCUCUGAUCUGCCACAGACAGGAGCACUGUCCGAGGCUUCAUAUCCGCCCCUCCAGGGUUGAAGAUCAUGAUGACAUUAUGAGCAUAUUUGAACAGCACACAAAGCUGCUGUCAGUCAUCGAUCAGCCGUACUUCCUGGCAGAACUCAUCGAAGCUCAGAAUGAGGAAACUCACACAGCUGUUUGUCAGGUCGACGGAGCCACUGUCGGCUUCAUCAGUGUUACUGCUGAUGUCGAUUUGAAACAGCUGCACCACAACUUUGAGCUCAGUGAAUUCAACAAUUUGUACAAACUGCAGCAAACGAAACAUGACGCUUCUGCUCUGACCGAACCGAGAGAAGACGAAGAGGAAACAACACAAACACAAACCUCUGCUUCACACCAGCAGGAGGAGACACAGUCAGCUGGAGCAGGAGGGAUUUCAGAGAAACCCAACGCUUUCUCUGUUCAGCUCUUUGUUAUUGACAAGAAUUAUGAAAUGAGAUCAGCGGAUUUUAUUCCAUACAUAUUCAAUCUUUUCCCUGACCUGGAUUUCUGCAUCAUCACAGUCCCGACUCUCUCCCCUGAGUUUCCGUUGCUGCAGAGUUUCCUCAGGGUGCCGCCUCGAGCCACCAGCUCGCUGCUGCGUGAACUCUACAUCUUCCACCGCGCUGGGCUGAGGCCUGUGGAGGUGAGGCCAGCUGUGGCUGCAGACCGGCCUGCCGUCUCUGAUCUGGUAAAGGGUCUGAGACUGAACGAGUCCCUGCUGCAGGACCUGGACUGCUUCUACGAGACCCGCAGCGGCCGAGACGGGGUGCCGCUGCAGGCCUUCGUGGCUCAGGUGGACAGUCGGGUCGUCGGGGUCCUGAUCAUCAGAGACGAGCAGGACAUCGAGUUCAUCCGCGCCCACUACAACAUCGAGAACUUCAUCUAUUUCAGCCACCACGGCUACGAGGAGCACGCUCAGAUACGCCACUUUGUCCUCAGACCCUCCUUCCACCACUUCACCAGACACUUGUUUAAGGAGGUCCUCCGGCUGGCUCACACAUCCUGCCUGUACCACAGAGCCUACCCCCCCCGUCACAGCCAGGAGAAUUCCUGCGUCCACCAUCUGGAUUUUGUCCUCAACUGUGCCGUUCCUGUCCGCCCGCGACGCCAGAUCAUCUACCCGCUGGAGGAGCUUGGCAUCAACGCCCCGUCCAGGCGGAUCACCGAGGACCAGGCACCGUUCGCUCUCAGCCUCAUCAGCAGGAAGUUAACCCUGGAGCCAAAGGUUACCGUUAAUGCCCGGAUAGUGGUGGUGGGGGCGUCGGACGCAGGUUUAUCUUUCCUCGAGGUGCUUUGUUUCUGCCCUCACCUGAGGUUCAACAACCUGACCCUCAUCUCAACACACGGUUUCCCCGGCGACUACUCCCACGAGGACGCCGGAUUUCUGUCCACAAGUCAUGCAUACAGCAGCAGAGACUUGGCCCAGCUCCCUCUGCACUCCUGCGUCCGUGUGGUGAGUAAGAAGAUGGUGGGCAUUAACAGGAAGUCCAAACACGUCCUGGUGUCUGGUGGUGAGAAGGUGCCGUACGACCACCUCAUCCUCUGCACAGGCCUCCAGUACCAGGUGCCCUGUCCCUCUGGUGUGGACCUGAGCCAGCCGGUCACAAACAGCCAGCUGCAGCUUCAGUCCACUCGCCACAGAUACACCGGGCCCCUUCCCUCCAACCUCUUCACCCUCAACGACCUCUGUGACUGCAUGGCUGCUCGCCGCUGGCUCUGUGCCAACUUUGUGGAGCUGGAGGAUAACGCCAUCGUGUACGGAAACAACAUCGAUGUCUACACCACAGUGGAGACUCUGCUCAGCCUUGGUGUCCGUGGAUCUCGUAUCCAUCUCGUCCUCCCGCCUCCUGAACCUGCUGUCUCCUGCUUCAGUGAUCCAGCUGUGGAGAGAGCCGUGGUGUCGGCCAUGGAGAAGGCCGAGGUCCAGGUCCACCACAACUGCCUGCUGGCUCAGAUGAACAAUGGCGAACACCCUGACCCCCUCACAUCAGCGUCCUUCACCACCGAUGCUGAGCCUCUCCACCUGCACUGUGGUGUGUUCAUCAACCUCUCCAGUAAAGGAGUCGACUACGACGCCUUCAGGAGCAUCAACAGCUCCUUCCUGGUCUUCGACAGCAGACUCGUCAUAAACGCCACUUUCCAAACCAGCGACUCGGCCAUUUGCGGCGCCGGACCUCUCACCAGGUUCUCCCGCUGCUACUACACAGACGAGUGGUCGCACGCCAACUUCAACUCCAAGGAGGUGGGCCAGGACCUGGCGGCUGCGAUGCUGCCCCUGUUCGACCCGACGCUGGAGCCCGCGGACGAGCCGCCGUCUGAAACGGAUCGUCUCGUGCCGCUUUACAAACAGGCCAAGAUUCAAGGAGGGAAGCUUCCUGGAGGAUAUAACUACCUGCACGUUACUAAACCGUCUGCCACCGACCUGACAGCUCCUCACGUUAAACCCUUGCAGGACAGAGGGAUCGUGACCGGACGGGUGGAGACAGGGAACUACUUCUGUUUGCACCUCGACUGCUACGAGCUGGUGGAGACGCUCACCUGCUUCUCUCUGAAGCCCCUCCCCGUCUCCAAUUACCUGAGUCUGUACGGGAAACACCAGCAGCUGCUGGGCCAGCUGUUGACCCGCUACCACCAGGCCCUGAUCCACGACCUGUACAGUUUCUUCAGACAGAGCUGGUGUUUGGCCGUUUAUCACGACAGAUUCUCUGACUUUGAGCAGGAGCUUCAGCAGAUCUCCUCCGCUACACCCAAGGACGAGGAGUCGAAGCAGCAGGUGACGAUGGACGACGACGACGAUGAGGAAUCGAACGUCCUCCCUCAGGACAGGUUUACUGACGCUGAGAGUCGAGCAGCUCUGAGAAGCAGCGCCGUGAAAUAUCUGAGCUACAACAGGAACCUGCUGCCCAUGUUCGCCUGCCCAGGACAGCUGUGACUUUACAACAUCAUCAACAAGGUUUUUAACUGCACAAUAAACUGCUGAACUGAAA